AUCACGUUUAUCGGACUAUAGUCUAAAAGACAUUAAUUAUUAAUUAGUGUUGAAUUCAUAGUCACGUUGCGUUCAAAAUAUUAAGUUCAUAUUAACCAAUAUUCAAUUACUAAAUACCUAUCAAAUUAAGUUAUCUUUUAGUAUUAAGUAGUUUAACUGAACAUAAAAUGUCUUCAAUGGCGGCGCUAAAAUUGUUCAGAAGUCAACUCGUCAGAAAUGUUUGGCGUUUUAGGAGCACUGGACAAACAUUAUACCGACAGAAUAAUGUGCUAUUGUCAUCGAGUGUGCCCAUUAGAAACUUUGCAUCUAAUCCCAAUUUGGAUAAUAGUGUGAAUGAAGAAAAUCCAACUGCAGAAAAAUUGGAAUUUCAAGCAGAGACUCGUAUGCUGUUAGAUAUUGUUGCUAAAUCAUUAUAUUCUGAAAAAGAAGUUUUUAUCAGAGAAUUGAUUUCAAAUGCCAGCGAUGCUUUAGAAAAAUUACGUUAUGUUAGUUUAAAAGCAGGCGAAUCUCAUGAUUUUGGAAGUUUAGAUAUAAACAUAACCACUGAUAAGACAAAUCGAAUAUUGACAAUUCAAGACACAGGAAUUGGAAUGACUAGAGAAGAGUUGAUUUCAAAUUUGGGUACUAUUGCUAAGUCUGGUUCCAAGGCAUUCUUACAAAAUAUUCAACAAAAUGAAUCAGCAAAUUUAUCAUCAAUUAUUGGUCAAUUUGGUGUUGGUUUUUAUAGUUGUUUUAUGGUGGCCGAUAGAGUGGAAGUUUUCACUAAAUCUAUGAACCCCCAUGCCACUGGAUACUUAUGGAAAUCAGAUGGAACUAAUGAAUAUGAAAUAAUAGAGUCUGAUAAUAUAGAGAGGGGUACAAAAAUAGUCAUGUAUCUUAAACAAGAUUGUCGUGAAUAUGCUUCAGAAGACACUGUUCGUAGUGUUAUUAAUAAGUACAGCAAUUUUGUAAAUUCUCCAAUUAAGUUAAAUGGUUCUGAAAUUAAUACUAUACAACCAUUAUGGUUACUUAAUCCUAAAUCUGUUUCCAAAGAACAACACGAUGAAUUUUACAAAUUUGUAGCAAACACUUAUGAUAGACCAAGAUUUGUGUUGCAUUAUUCUGCUGAAGCUCCAAUUCAAGUGCGUGCAUUGCUUUACUUCCCAGAACUAGCACCAGGUCAGACUGAUUUUUAUGAUAGCUCAACUAAAGGUGUAUCACUUUAUACUAGACGUAUAUUGGUUAAAAAAGAAGCUGAACAUGUAUUACCAAAAUGGCUUCGUUUUGUAAAAGGUGUUAUUGAUUCAGAAGAUAUACCAUUAAAUUUAAGUAGAGAAAUGUUACAGAACUCUUCAUUACUUAGAAAAUUAAACCAAUUAUUGACAAAUAAAAUUGUUAAAUUUUUACAUGAUAAAUCUGUAAAAGAUCUUGAUGAAUACAUGAAGUUUUAUCAGGACUAUGGUGUGUUUAUCAAAGAAGGAGUUGUGACAAAUGACGACCCCAAAGAACGAGAAGAUCUUGCAAGUCUUUUAAGAUAUGAAUCUUCAUACACUAAACCUGGUGAAACAACAUCAUUUGAAGAUUAUAUGAAGAGAAGACAAGAAGGUCAAAAUGAUAUUUACUAUUUAUCUGCUCCUAACCGUGCUUUAGCAGAAAGUUCCCCAUACAUAGAAGCAUUAAAGAAGAAAAACAUUGAAGUUAUUUAUUGUUAUGAGCAGCAUGAUGAAAUCAUUUUGUAUCAAGUAAAAACAUUCAAGAAUGUCAAACUUACGUUAGUAGAAAAAGAAAUUAAUGCCGCUAAUAAUCAAAGUUCUCAAGCCGUUGAUUUAGGAAUUGAUAGUUUGAGUCAGUUACAAUUAGAUUCUUUAAUACCUUGGAUUGAAUCCGUAUUGGGUAAUAAAGUAAAAAAGGUAAAAACAACCGGACAAUUAGAAAGUCAUCCUUGUGUAAUCACUGUUGAUGAUAUGACAGCUGCUAGACAUUUCAUUAAAACUCAACUAAAACAAAUGGACGAAGAGAUGUUAUUUUCAGUUCUUCAGCCUCAACUUGAGCUAAACCCCAAACAUGCAGUCAUAAAGAAAUUGCAUACACUUAAAGAUUCAAAUCCAGAAUUAGCUAAAUUAAUUGUGGAACAGUUGUAUAGUAAUUCAAUGGUGACAGCAGGCCUCAUCAACGAUUCCAGAAAAUUGGUAUCCAAUAUGAAUCGUGUCCUAGAACUAGUAGUUGAAAAAUACUAAAUUAUUGGUUUUGUAGACACUUCUAAUUUUGUAAAUAUUAUCAUGAAUAAGUAAUAUAUUGUUUUUUUUUAGUAA
Rhopalosiphum maidis (corn leaf aphid) is the source of this 2291-nucleotide messenger RNA. RefSeq names its product heat shock protein 75 kDa, mitochondrial (gene Trap1). The record is from RefSeq and is a predicted model, not a curated record. The transcript is spliced from 15 exons. Gene Ontology annotation, molecular function: ATP binding; ATP hydrolysis activity; protein kinase binding. Gene Ontology annotation, cellular component: mitochondrial inner membrane. Gene Ontology annotation, biological process: protein folding. NCBI's taxonomy places the organism in Eukaryota, Metazoa, Arthropoda, Insecta, Hemiptera, Aphididae. The coding region runs from base 168 to 2216 and encodes 682 amino acids.